AGGCCCCGCGCGCCUUCCGGCAGCGCGCGCGGCCGGCGGGGCACAAUGAUCCACGAGCUGCUGCUGGCACUGAGCGGGUACCCGGGCGCCGCCUUCACCUGGAGCAAGCGCGGCGGCCUGCAGGUUUCUCAGGAACUGCCGUUCCUCCAUCCUAGCGAGACCAGCGUUCUGAACCGGCUCUGCCGCCUUGGCACCGACUACAUCCGCUUCGCCGAAUUCGUAGAGCAGUACACGGGACACGUACAGCAGCAGGAUCAUCAUCCAUCUCAGCAAAACCAAAGUGGAUUACAUGGCAUUUAUUUGCGAGCCUUCUGCACAGGUCUUGAUUCGGUGCUGCAGCCGUAUCGACAAGCACUACUUGACCUAGAACAAGAGUUUCUGGCUGACCCGCAUCUUUCAAUCUCACAUGUUAAUUAUUCCUUGGACCAGUUUCAGUUACUCUUCCCAUCUGUGAUGGUCAUGGUGGAACAGAUCAAGGCUCAGAAGAUCCAUGGAUGUCAGAUAUUAGAGACAGUCCACAAACAUAGCUGUGGGGGGCUGCCUCCUGUUCGCAGUGCUCUUGAAAAGAUUCUGGCUGUGUGUCAUGGAGUCAUGUAUAAGCAGCUGUCUGCCUGGAUGCUGCAUGGGUUGCUCCUAGACCAACAUGAAGAGUUCUUUAUCAAACAGGGCCCCUCUUCUGGGAAUGUCCCUAGCCAACCCGAAGAAGAUGACGAUGACCUAGGAAUUGGGGGACUUACAGGAAAACAGCUACGAGAACUGCAGGACCUGCGCUUGAUUGAGGAGGAGAACAUGUUAGCUCCAUCUCUAAAACAGUUUUCUCUGCGAGUAGAAAUGCUGCCUUCAUACAUUCCUGUCCGAGUUGCUGAGAAAAUCCUUUUUGUGGGAGAAUCUGUACAGAUGUUCGAAAAUCAAAAUGUGAACCUGACCAGAAAAGGCUCCAUCCUAAAAAACCAGGAGGAUACUUUCGCAGCAGAGCUACAUCGACUCAAGCAGCAACCACUCUUCAGUUUGGUGGACUUUGAAUCAGUGGUUGACUGGAUACGAAGCACUGUUGCUGAGCAUCUCUGGAAACUGAUGGUAGAGGAAUCAGAUUUACUAGGACAACUGAAGAUUAUAAAAGACUUCUACCUUUUGGGAAGAGGUGAGCUGUUUCAGGCCUUCAUUGAUACUGCACAACACAUGUUAAAAACACCACCUACGGCUGUAACUGAACAUGAUGUCAACGUUGCGUUUCAGCAGUCUGCUCAUAAGGUGCUUUUAGAUGAUGACAACCUCCUUCCCCUUCUUCACUUAACCAUUGAGUAUCACGGAAAGGAGCACAAAGAUACUUGUCAGACUCGUGAAGGGCCUUCCCGGGAGUUAUCUCCACGUGAGGCCCCCACAUCUGGAUGGGCAGCUCUGGGCCUUUACUACAAAGUUCAAUGGCCACUGCACAUUCUCUUUACUCCUGCUGUUCUGGAGAAGUACAAUGUUGUGUUCAAAUACCUGCUGAGUGUGCGACGAGUCCAGGCUGAGCUACAGCACUGCUGGGCUCUCCAGAUGCAACGCAAACACCUGAAAUCUAACAGAACUGAUGCCAUAAAGUGGCGUCUGAGGGACCACAUGGCUUUCCUUGUGGACAAUCUUCAGUAUUAUCUGCAGGUGGAUGUCCUGGAAUCACAGUUCUCACAGCUUCUGCAGCAGAUAAAUGCCACACGAGACUUUGAGAGUAUACGACUCGCUCAUGAUCAUUUCUUAAGUAAUCUGUUGGCUCAGUCUUUCAUCCUCCUAAAGCCUGUUUUCCACUGCUUAACUGAAAUUCUGGAUCUUUGUCACAGCUUUUGUUCUCUGGUCAGUCAGAAUCUGGGGCCAUUGGAUGAACGGGGUGCUGCACAACUAGGUAUUUUGGUGAAGGGAUUCAGUCGUCAGUCAUCACUUCUUUUCAAGAUUCUUUCUAGUGUUCGCAACCAUCAGAUAAACUCUGAUUUAGCUCAACUGCUGCUACGCUUGGAUUAUAACAAAUACUACACCCAGGCUGGAGGAACCUUGGGCAGUUUUGGUGUUUAAGCACUAAGAUCUUCAGCCUGUGACCAACAACACAUCAAGCACUGGAGACUGAUGCUCUUAGAGAGUCUGCCAUCAUCUGAAUUUUUCUUUGUACCUGGCUCCUGCCUGGUGAGCAAAUGUAUGAGGAGGAGUUGGCAGGAAGUGCCAUUUACAUGAGGCUGUCCAGUAAUUGGAGAAAGCUAAUCCAUUUUUUCUGAACUAGUAAAAACAUGCUUUCUGCAGCCUUGCAUGUACUUAAAACGCUUCUAGGGAGUCAGUCUGUGCCUUUUCAGAAAGUGGGAAAAAAACCCAAGAAUUAUGUCUUGAUUCUUCAUUUGUACUUUGACCUUUCCAGUUGGAGUGUGGAGGAGGUAGUCUUGUUCAUGACUGAAUGCGGUUUUGGCUGCAUUCAGAAGGUCCAUUUGUGCAGUAAACUGAUUCACCCUACAACACCAUGCCUGCUAAUCAAAUACGCACCUCUAGGUAAAUAAAGCAACUGCAACAGCAGUUUGAGGUAACAGGAGGAGGGGGAAGGAAUAGAUUUUAAGAAUCUCUUGCCAUGCAGUGCACUGUUUUGGCAUAUCUGUAUAGGUAAAGAAGCCACUAGUGAUGUCAUGUGCUUUCUUUAGAAAACACAUUACAUGUGUGCUAAAAAUAUGCACGUCAAACAGAAAUAGAAACUUUGCACUAAUCAAAGUACAAAGCUCUCUCUGCUGGCAGAAAAGUGUCCUAGAAUGAAACAAAGAAGAAAAUGAACUAGGAUGCCAGCUCUGAAUGUACUGUUUUAAUUCAAGACUAUUUUUAUUUGGAAUGCUACUAGUGACUAUGCUGAACCCAAAUAAAAACCAUCUGGU
Messenger RNA from Calypte anna (Anna's hummingbird), 2879 nucleotides. It is a transcript of the gene TUBGCP4, whose product is annotated as tubulin gamma complex associated protein 4. The record is from RefSeq and is a predicted model, not a curated record. The transcript is spliced from 18 exons. Gene Ontology annotation, molecular function: gamma-tubulin binding; microtubule minus-end binding. Gene Ontology annotation, cellular component: centrosome; spindle pole; gamma-tubulin complex. Gene Ontology annotation, biological process: mitotic cell cycle; spindle assembly; meiotic cell cycle. NCBI's taxonomy places the organism in Eukaryota, Metazoa, Chordata, Aves, Apodiformes, Trochilidae. Bases 46 to 2046 code for a protein of 666 amino acids.